This is a messenger RNA of Carcharodon carcharias (great white shark), 1191 nucleotides long. RefSeq names its product tudor domain-containing protein 10-like. Bases 34 to 1122 code for a protein of 362 amino acids. The record is from RefSeq and is a predicted model, not a curated record. The transcript has 13 exons. Gene Ontology annotation, molecular function: RNA binding. NCBI's taxonomy places the organism in Eukaryota, Metazoa, Chordata, Chondrichthyes, Lamniformes, Lamnidae.
UCACUUCCGGCUGGUCGCGAGUCACGUGGGGAGAUGGAGCACGAGGCCGUGGAGGGUCUGAGGAAGCCUUUGGAGAAAAUGAGAAUGGCGAAGAACGAAAGCAGUGAGAAGCAGCUGAUGCGGAGGUUGAUUCACCUUGAUGGAGCAUCUAACAGGAGGCUGGAACCAAAGAAGACAAAAGGUCUGAGGAAGGAUGUUUACAUCGGAAACCUUCCAUCUGAGAUCGCAGAGGAGCAGAUCUUGCAGCUGUUUGCUGCAUUCGAGCCCGUGAAGGUUCGCAAAAUAGUGUCAGGGCUAAAGUGCUACGCUUUUGUCGAUGUGGGGGAUACUGAAAAUGUGGCGCUCGCCGUCAGUCACCUGAACAACACCAUUUACAACGGGCGACGCCUGGUCGUGAGAGAGCUGUGCGAGUCCAGAGGCUGUGAAAGAUCAACAGCAGCAACGGAACUGGAAUUGCCGCCUCUGGAGAAGGUUGACAAAGACUGCAGCGUAGGUAGCAAAACCUUGUCUGUCUCUUGUCUAGUUAAAGGUGGAAGUCAGACCAGCUACGCAAUCCCGUUGGAGAUGAGGAGUUUGACGUUGGUACAGAUGCUGACCAGCUGUUUCAAGGAUGUCGGGUGGAUCACAGAGAGCGCGAAGGUACACGGGGAGGUUGGCCUCAUGGUCAUGGACACGUUCCCCCACAUGCCAUACUUCUGGGCCAUGAACCUGACUCCGGAGACCUACGUGAAGAUGUGCCAACUGUUCAACGCGCUCUCUGUGGUUACUUGGGAGCAGCCGUUUCUCAAGAAAGAAGAAGUGCAGAGGGGCCAGCGGUGCAUGGCUGAGUUCCCAGGAGAAGGCGGAGAAUGGAACAGAUGCUGGAUAGUCGACGUGGUGGAGAGUUGGGUCAUCCUAUUUUACGUGGAUUCCGGGAGCACAGCCUGCGUCCCAGCAGGAUGUGUGAAAUCUCUAGACAACGAUAAGUUCUGGGCUGUCCCGCCUCUGGUUCAGCCCUUCGUCCUCCAGCAAGGAGUCAUGGGUAACCGCAAGAUGGAUGGAAGCAUUCUGAAGGGAAGGGUUGUCGGAUUCCACGAGGCAGAGCCCCACAUCCUAAGAUUCUCCAUGACAGAUGAGGACUGAAGGCAGCACAGUGCGCGGGAACAAACCUGAACACUUGAGAAUACAAAAUAAAGGAAAAUUGUAAAAUUA